CGACGGCCUUCACGUCCAACGGUCGAUUUUUUCGAAUUUUUUACAAGCGGCGUUGAAGCACUGCCGAACGAUUGCAGAGCUUGUUUUGUCGGCUAUUGUCGCCCGCGGGGAUGCAAUCUUCGUUUGGUAUAUGUGUCACACGCUGCGAUUUAUGGAAGACGUCCUCCAACGGUUCCCGCUGCUGCUGCUGCCCACUCUUCUCCUGCUCGUUGUCGUGUUGUUCCACGUGCGCGUCGUUGUGCGGGGUCCUCGCGGCAGACGAAAACGACAAAGUCCAAAUAUGAGGAAGACAACGAUGGACAGGCGUGAAGCAUCCAACAGACAACCGGCACACGCCAUCGAGUACUCUGCUUCAGGAGCGAUGGCUGGGGCGCGUCUUGCGGGCGCAUAUGACCCAACAUUGUACAGUCAUCUCCCGCCUCACGAGCAGCCAUUACCGCCGGAUGCCGAAGAGCAAUGGGUGGAUGAUAUGUCCCGCACUCUGCCUCUGGGGAGCGGAUCGACGCAGGAAUGGAUGGGGAGUCAUUGUAGACAACGGGAGGCCAUGACAAGUUGUCAUUCGUUCUCCGCUCUGCUAGAGGACGAUGUCGGUGGAGGCGAUACGGAGAUUGUGGACUUGGAUUUUGGUUUGUCAAGCGGGAGUGGUCCAACAGCUACACACACUCGCACGUUCAACCCAGUGCCUGGUGCGACUGUCGGCAGAUUGAGUGUGCAUGGUGGAAGGUCCUCUCCGCAAGGUGUGAGCCCUGAUGGUUGUCGUCCGCCGCCUCCGUUUUCUUGGGGUGCGGGAUCAUCCAGUGACAUGCUUCGCACGUCGUUGCCCCCCCCUUUGGCAUCGCCUUUGAGUGCACCGCGCCAGACGAUGGGCGCACCGGUGGCGAACACAAACGUUGCCGGAUCGGACAAAGUUGGCAGAGGAAGGGGUGGAGGCGUGCGUCAAGGGAAGGAUGUUUCCCGUGGUGGUCGCAGCUCGAACGGUUCGUCAGGUGAGAAGGCUGGGAAACAUCCGUCAUGGAGUGUUGAGGAGAUGCUGAAGCUUGCCUGGGCGAAGAGGGAUCAACAAGCUCAUUUCGAGGUCAUGCCGCACAACUACGGACGAAUGCACAACAGAGAAUGGAAGCUGCAAGACCUUCAAAAGCGUUUGCUGGAGGUGGGGGUGGAUAGGACGACUGACGACAUAGGCAAGAAGUGGGACAAUCUCUUCCAACAGUACAAGAAAGUGCAACGGUAUGAGAACGCCUCCGGGGGGAAGAACUUCCUAAACCUCACACCUGCUUUGAGAACGGAAGAAGGCUUCAACUUCAGAAUUUCAGAAUGAAGGAGCGUGUGUACGAUGAGAUAAACACCAUGUCGAAGG
Molecule: messenger RNA, 1357 nt
Organism: Chara braunii
Lineage: Eukaryota; Viridiplantae; Streptophyta; Charophyceae; Charales; Characeae
Source: the annotation of a GenBank genome assembly